UGCAGCAUUUUUUUGCAAAAAAAAAAAAAAACCGCGGCGAGGAGAGAGAGAGAGCGCCUGCCGUCGUCUCGUUCGUCGACGGAUCGCGCGUGUGCUUCAACGCCAAUCGACGAGCAGCGCGAGCGUUGUAAGAAGCGAUGCGGCUCGGCGACGGCGGCGCGGAUCCGCUGCGCGCGCUCGCGGAUUUCGGUUGUCGCCAAGAUUCGCGCCUUCUCAUCGUCCCCAAUCUUGACAUCUCCCCCCAUCAAGAUCGAGCUCCAUGAGGAAGGUGGCGGCAUUACUCAAAAAAAAAGAGGAAGGUGGCAGCGGCUCACAUGAGGGAGGAGGAGAAUCAGGCGGCGCGGCGGCGGCGGCGGAGCGGAGGGCCGCCGUGAAGGAAGUCAAAGGAGUCCGCAUCGGCUGCACGCGUCGGCAGCAUGGCGCAAAAGGAAGGCGACGGCGCAGAUGGGGAAGGGAGAUGCGGCGGUGCCAGAGCACAACGGCUCUCCCUGUGCGGCAUCUGUGCCAGAGCUGGAGUGAAUAGCGCAGUUGGGCCUGGAGCAGCUCCUUCACCAGCUUCCAUGUGUUGAACUGAAGGAACUCAUUCUGAUAGCUUAUUGCACUGAAGGACUGAAGGAAUUCAAUACAGGGAAGAGCACUAAAAAUAUUGUAUAUAAAGAUGUGUUGAAAUGGUGAUGAGUGGUGUGACUUGGCUGUCUCUUGCAGGUGUGACUUCCCAGAACAUGAACCUGAUAUGGUGGUGUGACUUCCUCAACCUGAACCUGAUGAUGGUUGUCUCUUGCAUGUGGUAUUCUAGAUCCAACAUUCUUGAAGCCUGUUCAACCUGUUUUCCACAUGCUGGUGCACCAAAAAUGGCCCAUAUAUUUCGUAUGGACGAGAACACCCAUGCUGCUUCACUCCCUGACGUGUGGACCCCACUCAUAAGGUUCUUCAACCUCCAGCUCCGAGGCCGCCCUCCGCGUCGCGUUCCCGCGCUCCCUCGCCGACCGCUUCCUCGUCGCAUCGACACUGCGGCCGCCGACGACACCGGCGGCGGCGUCAGCACUGUCUGCCUCCGCGUGUUCUUUGGCGGGUCGUUACCAGCUCCACCUUGCCGCGGACGCCGGGGAUUCCGCGGCCGUGGGCGCAGCUGCAUGCGGCGGUCGCGAGAGGGGACUGCGGGGAGGUGAUGCGGCUGGGGCCUGAGGUGCUGGCCGCGCGUGACCGCGAGGGAGGACGGUCCUGCACGCCGCGGCCACGGCCGGCCAGGCGGAGGCGGUGGCCGUGCUGGUGGACAUGGGCCCGACGGCGCAAGGGCAUGACGUCCCGACGGAGCAAGGGGGAGUCAGGGGCGAUGUGAAGUUGGAUGGGGAGGCGGCACGGUGGAGUUCGAUGGGGGCCGGCGGUGGAGAUCGAGGGGGGAGGGGAGCAGAGGUCCUCGAUCUCGGCGUGGGUGGCGUAGGACCUGGAGGCGAAGUGGGUGCCAGCGGCCCCCUCCUCCUUCGCGUACGCCCGUGGAUGGUGAAGUGUUUGAAAGAGAAAGACGACUGGAGGUAGAAGAAGAACGUGACAAGUGGGGUCCACACGUCAUUGAGUGGAGGGAGUGAAGCAGAAUGGGUGUUCUCGUGCAUACGAAAUAUAUGUACAUGUAUACAUUCUGACAGUGGGCCUAGGCACAUAAAAUACGUAUAAAAUGGCAAGAUUCGGAUGUAUGAAAAAUUAUAAUGGCAAAUUUCAAAAUAGCUGAAUUGUAAUGGCAUAUCUUUAAAGUCAAAAUUCUAAUGGCAGGAAUCUAAAAAACCCCAAAUGGUAUAGUUGUCGAUGGAAACCAACCUGCUAUUGGGGCUCGAUCUACACAUAGGCAACUCAAGAAUGAUUUAGUUGAGCACAUAUGACAUUGUUAUGAGCAAACAGAAAAUUAGAGCAACAUGUUCAAGGCGGGCGAUGAAUUUAAUAUUAUAUUAUGUCAUAUAUUUCUAUCCAUAUAAAAAUAUAUUAUAUACAUGAUUAUUCUAAGAGUCAUGCUAAUUGUUUGAUAUAUUGUGUAUUCUUCCAUGUAUGCCACCCAAUGGCUACAAAUAUCAAAUUAUGCACUAGAUCAUCAUGAUUCAUGUGCCAAACAGUGAAUUAAAUAUCUAGCAGA
This is a messenger RNA of Panicum virgatum (switchgrass), 2122 nucleotides long. RefSeq lists its product as uncharacterized. The record is from RefSeq and is a predicted model, not a curated record. NCBI's taxonomy places the organism in Eukaryota, Viridiplantae, Streptophyta, Magnoliopsida, Poales, Poaceae. The transcript has 5 exons. The coding region runs from base 669 to 1169 and encodes 166 amino acids.